This is a messenger RNA of Suillus fuscotomentosus, 1494 nucleotides long. RefSeq lists its product as uncharacterized. The transcript has 3 exons. The coding region runs from base 409 to 1413 and encodes 334 amino acids. The record is from RefSeq and is a predicted model, not a curated record. Lineage: Eukaryota; Fungi; Basidiomycota; Agaricomycetes; Boletales; Suillaceae.
CUUCGGCUUAGCAGCAGCAUGUAUAAUCUGGCAGCGUAGCAGUCAAGAAGCAGCUGCAAUCAAUUCCUCUGAUUCCCACUCGGACCUCAGCUUGCGAGCACUACCUGUUCGAAGUGCAUCUGGGGGGAAACUGUGACUGGCAUCAUGAUGGAGUGGUGUUUGAGCGGCAUUAGGCUUCCGACUGCAUUCCAUGCUAAUGCUGCGCACAGUACUCGGCACCCAUGGGCAAGCUUUUCUGACGUUAUAUUCCAUCAUAUUUGUUGCUGCCCGUCUUUUCCUUGCCCUGGCAGAAUAUCACAGACAAUCUGGCCAUAGGCAUGUCUCACUCGCUUCCAGCCUUGGCCUUCGUUCUCGCUUUGCAGUCUUUUGAGGUUGCGGGCCACGCUGUAUACCUGCGAGAACCAACUUAUGUCUCCUCGCGAUGAACCAGACAGUGGUGAUAACAAUGACGAUGAUGAUGAUGGUACAUCCACUACAUCGCACACUACGACUAGUACAACCACCUCCAGUACGACUUCUACUAGUACGACCACUUCCAGUACGACCUCCUCCAGUACGACCACCUCCAGUACGACUUCCACCAGUACGAUCACCACAUCUACAUCUCAGUCGAGCUCCACAGCUACUACCUCAGGCACGCUAACCAGCUUCAGUUCGAGUUAUACCAGUUUCUCUAGCCCAUCCCAGAACAAUGGGUCUUCAACUACUAGUCAAGGACUUAGCACUGGAACACGCACUGGUCUAGCAUUUGGGAUAAUGUUUCUCUUAAUAUUCUGCGCAAUGCUAGUGUGUUACUUAAGGAAGCGAUCUCGUAGGGCUCGGGAGAGCGUCGGUUAUGAAGCUGCCCUUCUGUCCUCGGAAGUGGGUCAAUACCGUCCCCCCGACUCUGUGGCAUCGAGAGAGAGAGACCUUCCACCUCCACCUCAACUGGAUACCGCAUAUCUCAAUUCACCUGAUAUCUCGCACUCUUCGUCCUUGUCAGCAAUCUCAGGCGCCGCUCCCUUACUGAGCGAGAAUUCGCAUCUAAGUUCACACCUCACAUCUACUUGGAACCGCUACAGCAUAUCAUCGCAGGCAUCAGAUUCUCAGCAAAUAGCUACUCAGAAUGCGCCUAUUCUCCCAAACCCCUACGACCCAUUCUCAGCACCCGCCCGCUCUGCGUCAUACACAUCCACGGCUUCUUCUCCAACACAUUCGAUACCCCAUGGUAGUUUGAUUCCCGCUAGUGCUGCGAUGAUGGGCACUUUUGCUACACCUGUGGCCAGUAGUUCGAGCAACGUCCAGCCCGAGCGCCGGCUUUCCGCGCUUCACACAGAUAUGACCCUACAUCAGAAGCAACUUGAACUCGACCACAGGAAGCGGAGUCUUGAUGCUCAAGAAGUACAGGACCCUCCGCCGCAAUAUUCUUCCUGACUAUGAAUCAUGGACUGUAAUGCGAUGAUUGAACAGUUUCCCACUAUUUUUAACUGCUGUCAUAGAUACUUGUGUAUGGAC